Molecule: messenger RNA, 2118 nt
Organism: Eublepharis macularius
Lineage: Eukaryota; Metazoa; Chordata; Lepidosauria; Squamata; Eublepharidae
Gene: CLHC1
Product: clathrin heavy chain linker domain containing 1
Exons: 12
Coding region: 252-2027 (591 amino acids)
Source: RefSeq, a predicted model, not a curated record
GUUUUCUCCAGUGGCUUCAGGUUCAGAACCUAUUUCUGAUGUACGAUUGAGGCCUCUAUUUUCCCUUCCCACAAACACGCGGUUGUACGCGGAUGUAGUUGAACAGAGGAUGCCCAAGAGCUACUUCGCUGCAGAGCUACUACGAUGUAAAUUACAGAGUAACUGUGACUGAAGCAUUUCUUCCACUCAAAGGAGACCAACCAAGCCUUCCUCUUUCUGUCUGUAAUGGAAACCUAGCUGGCUUUUCUACCAUGUCUACAGCCAGCAUCGGAAUGAACAAACAUUCAGUACUGCCUCCCAUCAUUCCUGAAAGUGAGAAGGAGUUUCUGGACAGCAUCCACGGAUACAUCAUUUCAGAAAUUGAGAACGUAGGCUGCACCAAGGAAGGGCCAGCUGAGGAGUAUUACGUCAUAUACAGAAAUGUGUUUGAAAGGAUAAUUGAACAUGUCAAGGCAUACAAGAACAUUCUGACUACAAUCAAGCAGGAAUACGAUGCCUUUAUAGAAGCAGUAAAGAAAGGCCAGAGAACUGCAUUCUAUCUGCAUGGAAAAUUAAAAGUUUUAGCUUGUGAAUCUACUACUCUCAUGUAUUAUAGGAAGAGAAUUACUCAACUGGAACAGAACAUAAAGAAAAUUGAGAGAAAUUCUACAAGAACUGAGAACUUGAUAAAGAAAAUAAGAACUUUUAGAACAACAGCUGCAGUUGAAACUACAACCCCAUGCAAAAAACUUGACCCUUCUAAAGCCAUACCAGGUCUCAGCCACAAAGAUUCUUUCAACAUGGAUGCUCUUGCUAAGCACCUUGCUCAUCUGCAAAAGCGGCUACAGGAGCUUAAAGAAGACAUGUUCACGAAAUACGUCCCUGUGGAGAACAUGGCAGUUAUUGAAGAGAAGCUAAAUCAUGCCCUGAACCGGCGAGAUAAGUCUGAGGCAGAAAACAAGAAGCUGAAGUCUUGCUAUUACCGAAUAGUACAGUUUGCAAAUGCACUGAGUAUCUGGGAGAAUACGGACAAGAGUAUUGACACCCUGAAUCAACUAAUUGUUCAAAUAAGAGAGCGCGACAAAAAAAUCGAAAAAGGUUCACUUGUCUCCAGUGGCUCAAGCAUAUUUGAACGUGACCACACCCAGGCCACAGAGGCAGCAGACAUGAUUGAAUAUAUUGAAAGGUUCAAUGAAUUAUUUUCCCGUGGUCAAUAUGAGUCUGCAGCAAUAUUUGCAGCAAACUGCCCAAGAGGUAUUCUACGGAAUGAAGAAACCAUGGAGAAAUUUAAGGCUGUCAGCAGUGUUAAAGGGAAGAUCCUCCCUCUGCUUAUGUACUGUGAAGCUCUUGUAAGCACAAGCAUGGCGGUCAAGCAUCCUCUUCCAGCAAAUUUGACAGUAGAAGCCAUCAAAUGUGCCUUAUCUGAGAAACGGUUAGAACUGGUGAUGUACUGGAUCACCCAGCAAAAACUUUCAUUCAAUGAGGAAGCAGGUGAUGUCAUCUGUGCCUAUGGAGAGGUGGACAAGCACAACAGAUCCCAGUGCCUUGCUUUGGCUCAGAUUGCCUACAGCCGGUGUGGGGCACACAAGAAAGCUGCUCUGUGCUUGUGCAAACAGGGGCAGAUCUCUGGAGCCAUGGACUACAUCCACCAGCUACAGUACUUUUCCACAGAUGAUUAUAUCUACCUUGUGAAAAACUGUCCUAGUGUACAACUUAUCCGCUGCCUAACUCAAGAAUGGAAGGGAAAACCAGCUGCCUUGUCUCUUGGGGCAACAGUGCUCUUCCUCUACAACACAGAACAAAGAAUCUAUAGCAUACGGUUAUUGGAGGAUAUUGCCAAGGAGAGCAGAAACAUAUUGGAACAAAUGAUUAUAAAUGAUUCAAACUGCAAUGUGGAGGAGUGGAAAGAGAUAGCAGAAAUAUGUUUCCAACACAAGAAAAUAAAACUGGGCAAGCUUCUCAUCUCAAUCCUGACUGCACAAGACGGAGUGCUUGAACUCCCGCCCGAUGAUGACAGUGCCAAGUUAAUGGAACAUGUUUUUAUGUAAUUUCCCUUCAAAGCGCCUGGGGGAGCUCUUUGCCCUCAGAAACGCUUCAGCUGGUUGAAUGAACCACAAAAGGCUUUGUAGUUUUUCUCCC